CUUCCACUCGCCCUAAUUUCACCACGCCUUUUACCAGCCUUUCAUUGUUCUGCUACCGGGUCUUCUCCAUUCUCGGCUGCUCCCGUGAGUCUUCCAGCCCUCGAAUCUUAGCAUUCUACGCCGCUUGAGGCUCUGAUAGACCACUGAGCAUUUUUCCUGCCAUAAUGGCGGCAGCCGCGGAGCCCCGCACGCUGGAGCGCCUGUGCUCGACCAAGUUCGCGAAACACCUCAUCGCGCCGCUGCAGCGCGCCUCCUCGCUUCUCGGCUCGGGCGACCUAUGGCAGAUGCACGCCGACGCCGACGACGCCGCGGAGGCAGCCGCCGCCGCUCAAGGCGGCGCCGACGGGACUGCCAGUGGCGCGCGGCGCUUCUGGAAAAUAAGCACCGUCGUCGAGCGCAUCGAGUCGUCUUUAUCUCGCUUCGCCUGGAGUAAGCCGCCUCUUGCGCCCACUGCCCUGGGAAAACCGCUGAAAUCGCUGCGAAUCGUGAUCGGCACGACCCGCGAUUCGCCCACUGGCACGCUCUCGCCGACAUCCCCGAGUCCCGCGUCUAGGAGGUUCAAGCAGCGCGGCUCCGCCGAGGCGCAGAUUAAGUUCCGCGUCUCUCCGUCACCGCUCGGCGGCGCCUCGGGCAUAUCCGAAUCCGCCACUACUACUACUAGUCGUAACAAGGGCGUUACCUUUCAGGUAACGAAGGAGGAACCUAUUGGCGGCGCGGCUCCCAUCGCACGGCGUAGCAGGGCGUGCAUGAGCAUGGACGACGAGCAGCUGAGCGCAUGGCAGCAGGAAGCCGCAGCGACGCUGUCAGACGACGACAGAGACAACGGUAACGCAAACGCCACGUCAGAUUCGGAGGGGUCGUCGCCGACGUCGCCCGAGGCAGAGAAACUGGAUCUGGAUCUGGGGAAUCUGGGUCGCGCUGACGUGUCACAGCGGUCUGCCGCGCGCGUGGCGCGUUCCAGCAGAUGGUGCACGCAGAGCGGUCCGCUGGCGAGACGGAGCCAUGAGAGUCACGGCAACGGGAACAGCCGCAUUGUGGUGAGCCCUAAUGCCGGCAGUGGGAGGGGCGGCAGCAGCAGGGCUAUGGUGGUUGGUGUGUCGCGGUCGCUGACCCCACCUGCCAGCCCCACCGUUAAGACGUUCUCCUUCGAGUCGUACCGCCAGCAGAUGACCGCACAGUGACCACAUAGAGACCGCACAGUAACCACAUAGUGGCCAGAACUGGUUAGAUAGAUACAGCAUGUGUGCUUGCCCUCUCUGAUCCGACAUCUGCUGGCAGCAGAUGACCUGGCCGCAUAAUGGCGGUGUUGACUCGUAGGGUGCUUGCCCACCCUGGGGUUUGCCCCUUGGCUCCCUAGUCAGGUCGGUCUUGCUGGCUCGGGCUUGCUUCUCCUGUCAACGGGGAGAAUUCUCUCAGGCAUCUGACAGAUUCAUAUGUUCCUGUUAGCUGAACAAAAUGCUGUUUAUAGAGCCCAAUUGUGAGUGCUUUGUACGCUCGUUGCAUUGAACUGUUUUGUGGUAUAUCCUGGCAGAGGACAUCUCCUGCCUCCAAGGCGUUCUCACCCACCGC
This is a messenger RNA of Closterium sp. NIES-67, 1569 nucleotides long. Lineage: Eukaryota; Viridiplantae; Streptophyta; Zygnematophyceae; Desmidiales; Closteriaceae. The record is from the annotation of a GenBank genome assembly.